Molecule: messenger RNA, 1394 nt
Organism: Tripterygium wilfordii
Lineage: Eukaryota; Viridiplantae; Streptophyta; Magnoliopsida; Celastrales; Celastraceae
Product: mitogen-activated protein kinase kinase kinase 18-like
Exons: 1
Coding region: 193-1251 (352 amino acids)
Biological process (GO): protein phosphorylation
Molecular function (GO): protein kinase activity; ATP binding
Source: RefSeq, a predicted model, not a curated record
CCUUAUAUAUAGUCAUCUUGCGCCAACAGUUGCGAUUGUGAAGUCGCGUCUUUUCUCUUACCUUCUCAAGGAAUCAGAAUUCCCUAAUCCGGGUGGGAAAGAAGUUAGGAAUCCUUAUUUAAGUUGUUUAUACCACACCCACAAACCCUUCAGAGAUUCAUCGAAAUUCAGUAUUCAAUUUGUUCUGUUCCCAUGGAGUGGGUUCGAGGAGAAGCAAUCGGUCAUGGCAGCUUCGCAACGGUUAAUUUGGCAAAGAGUUGUUCCUGUCAGUAUCCUUCAGUGAUGGCAGUGAAGUCUUGCGAUGUUAUUGAUUCGGAUUGGCUCAAGAACGAGAAAGAAGUUCUGGGUUUGAUCGGGAAUUGCCCGCAAAUCAUCCAGUGUUACGGCGACGAUUACAGUUCUGAAAACGGUGAGAGAUUGUACAAUUUGUUUCUGGAGUAUGCAAACAGAGGCAGUCUGGCUAAUCAGUUGAAGAAAACCACCGGUGGAUGUUUUCCGGAAUCCGAUGUCAGGCACUACACUAGGUUGAUUCUACUGGGGCUUAAACAGAUUCAUUCAAAAGGGUUCGCUCACUGCGAUAUAAAGCUUCAGAAUUUAUUGUUGUUGGACAAUCGGGCAGUAAAGAUUGCUGAUUUUGGAUUGGCAAAGAAGUCAGGGGAGAAACAGAGUGGAGAACAGAGCAGGGUACAAAUAAGAGGUACUCCUCUGUACAUGGCACCAGAAUCAGUUAAUGAGAACGAGUACGAGUCUCCGGCAGACGUGUGGGCUCUUGGGUGUGCGGUGGUGGAGAUGGUGACCGGAAAGAACGCUUGGAAUUGUGGGCCCGAAGCCAAUGUUUUCAAGCUGUUGAUUAGAAUCGGAACUGGGGACGAAUUACCCGUAAUUCCAGACGAAUUGUCGGAAGAAGGGAAAGAUUUUCUUCGCAAGUGCUUUGUUAAGGAUCCUAGAGAGAGAUGGACGGCGGAGAUGCUUUUGAAUCACCCUUUUGUUUCAGCCGGUGAAGAAGUUAUUUUGGUUAACGAUGAUGUGAUGAAGGACAGUAAAAACUCACCGGCAUCACCGAGAUGUCCUUUUGAUUUCCCAGUUUGGGUUUCAGUCUCUGGUUCCGAGGUAUCUUCACCGGAUACUAGUUUCUGUUAUGAAUUAUCACAUCGUUACACUUCGCCGGCGGAAAGAGUCCGGCAAUUGGACAGUCUUGAUGCUAUGAGUUCUGAUUGGUCAUUCUCGGAAAAUUGGUUCCCUGUAAGAUGAAGCGAGAUUACUCAACUAGUUGAUUCUUUCAUACCAAUUUGAUUGUAGAUUAGGACACAAACUGUACUGUACAUAACAAUUUUGUUUAUUAAAUCAUACGAGUUAAAUCAAUUGCAGUGAUGCUUUUUCUUGGUCACUUUUUA